AUGGAUCGGUCGAAACCGACUCUGUUCCCUAACUUGACUAGUUACACGACGACGUGGACGACUACUAAUUCCGAUGGAUCGGUCGAAACCGACUCUGGAGUCGUCAUUGUGAGCACCAACUCUGCGGGUUCGUUCUUCACUACUACGUCUGAGUUCCCUAACUUGACUAGUUACACGACGACAUGGACGACUACUAAUUCCGAUGGAUCGGUCGAAACCGACUCUGGAGUCGUCAUUGUGAGCACCAACUCUGCGGGUUCGUUCUUCACUACUACGUCUGAGUUCCCUAACUUGACUAGUUACACGACGACAUGGACGACUACUAAUUCCGAUGGAUCGGUCGAAACCGACUCUGGUAUUGUGAUCAUCAGCACCAACUCUGCGGGUUCGUUCUUCACUACUACGUCUGAGUUCCCUAACUUGACUAGUUACACCACGACAUGGACGACUACUAAUUCCGACGGUUCGUUCGAAACCGACUCUGGAGUCGUCAUUGUGAGCACCAACUCUGCGGGAUCGUUCUUCACUACUACGUCUGAGUUCCCUAACUUGACUAGUUACACGACGACAUGGACGACUACUAAUUCCGAUGGAUCGGUCGAAACCGACUCUGGUAUUGUGAUCAUCAGCACCAACUCUGCGGGUUCGUUCUUCACUACUACGUCUGAGUUCCCUAACUUGACUAGUUACACGACGACGUGGACGACUACUAAUUCCGAUGGAUCGGUCGAAACCGACUCUGGUAUUGUGAUCAUCAGCACCAACUCUGCGGAUCGUUCUUCACUACUACGUCUGAGUUCCCUAACUUGA
Molecule: messenger RNA, 810 nt
Organism: Sungouiella intermedia
Lineage: Eukaryota; Fungi; Ascomycota; Pichiomycetes; Serinales; Metschnikowiaceae
Source: the annotation of a GenBank genome assembly